AUGAGAUCUUUAUCACUGUUAAUUACAGCCUGCGCUUUGGCGGCUGCAAAGAAAUAUAGUCUAGAGAUAUUGUACGUCCAGGAUGUGAGUGGCUCGUUUGCUUCCGAUCUGGUGGAGAUUAAGCGCCAGGUUCCGGAUGCUCUUCGGGCUUUACAAAAUGAGUACAGAUAUACCCGCGUGGGUUUGGCUUCCUUCGUCGACCGACCGGAAGCUCCGUUCGGGAGCGCUGUCGACUACUGUUACCGAUUACGCUACCCACUAACGUCCGACGUUGCGCACGUGGAAGACGCAUUGGGGCGCAUCAUCACUCGUGAUGGUGGCGACUUUGAAGACUGUCAACUCAUCGCAAUGGCGGAAGCGACUCAGUCAAGGACUCGGUGGACAAAUGGUACACAGUAUCAGACCGGCGAACAAAUCCUCAAGUUUGUCAUCUUGACCACAGACAGUCCCUACCACGAAGCCGGAGACUAUCCAGCAGGCGAAAAAUACCGUAACGAUCAAGAACAGGGUGAUGACGAACGAAAGGAAACCAAGGUGAUGGAUUAUCCCGCUGUCGCAAGCGUCAAGACAUUGUUGCAGGACAAAGAUAUUAUGCCAGUAUUCAUUACCAAAAAGAACAUCUUGCCGGCAUACAUGCAGUUAAGUCUGGAGCUAGGUGGCUAUGUAUUUGAAUUAGAUGACGAUGCCAACAAUUUGAUGGAAACGAUACUACAAGGAUUGCACACGAUUAUCAAGAUGGUUGAUCUAGACUGUCACAGUGGCCACUGCCCCGAUCCGGUCUCAGCAGAAGUUGAUAACAACCUUGUUGUGCAUUUCGACCAUAUACCAGACAGUAUUCGUGUCGCCCUGGCAGACGAUGUAACGGCUCCGACCUUGUUGGACGGGGAGUUUACAGUAGAUGCUUUCGAUGACCAACCAGUCGACCAACCAGUCGACCAGCCAGUCGACCCCAUUAGAGACGCUGACUAUGACGAUUUACAGACUUUGAGUGAAGAUCUGGAUCCACUUGAGGAGAUGGACAUGAUGGUGCCGGAGCAAGAAUUCGACAUGGACGUCCCAGAGCAAGAAUUCGAGGCUACUCUCCCAGAACAAGAGUUCGACGCUGACCUCUCAGAAAAGGAAUUUGAAGUCGGGGAGUUCAUCGAUGAUAAGGAAUUCGUCAAUGAGAAAGAGUUCGACUUAGGUGUGAAGGAGGAAGAAUUCGGAGCGGAUACUAAGGAGGAAGACUAUGUCGUAGAUCAGGACAAGGAGGAGAAACCAUCGGGGUCAGGCGGGGGGAAACCUUCUAAAAUCGACCUGAUACAAAAGGGACGUGCCCGGGACGGACAAGUGCGUGCCCGGGACGGACAAGUGCGUGUGUUCUCCAAAUAG
Molecule: messenger RNA, 1371 nt
Organism: Gregarina niphandrodes
Lineage: Eukaryota; Apicomplexa; Conoidasida; Eugregarinorida; Gregarinidae
Product: integrin beta
Exons: 1
Coding region: 1-1371 (456 amino acids)
Biological process (GO): cell adhesion mediated by integrin; integrin-mediated signaling pathway; cell migration
Cellular component (GO): focal adhesion; integrin complex; cell surface
Molecular function (GO): integrin binding
Source: RefSeq, a predicted model, not a curated record